UUUAAAGAAAUAAUUAACGAAUCUAUGACGGAAGAAGCUCCCUCCUAAAUCCUGACCUUUUUGUAACCAAUGUAAUUUUUUAGAAGUUUAAUGAUCACUCCAACAGACUCAUAAAAAUGGCACUAUACAGAGCAGAUCCCAGUAGGGUACCAUUAUUGACAGAAGAAAAUUCAUUGGUUACCUUUGACGAAGAUGACAUUCAAAGAUCUGUUAUUAGAAAAAAUAAAAAAUCCAGACGACAGUUUAUUUUCUAUGUUAUAUUCUCAGUCGUACUGAUUUUAAUGUUUGGCGCUGCUCUGUAUCUUCUGUCGGGAAAUCUCAGUGAAGAUGAUGACUACAAGAGACAUGAUUUUCCUCCAUCAAAGUCAAAACUGGGAAAAUACAAACAGGCUGCCAUAGCUUCUGAUAAUGAAGUCUGUUCACAAGUUGGAAAAAAAAUACUGGAAGAGAAAAGGGGGUCAAGCAUAGAUGCUACCAUAGCUGUUCUUCUAUGUUAUGGUGUAACAGAUCCACAUAGCUCUGGUAUUGGUGGAGGAUUCUUUAUGACUAUUUAUGACAGUAAAAAAAAGAAAUCAAUUGUACUAGAUGCUAGAGAGACAGCUCCUAUAAACGCCAAAGAGGACAUGUAUGAGAAGGAUCCUGAACAGUCUGUUUUAGGUGGACUGGCAAUAGCAGUACCAGGAGAGGUAAGAGGGUAUCAGAAAUUAUGUGAGUUGUACAAAUGUCUGCCAUGGAAGGACUUGGUACAACCUAGCAUUGACCUAGCUAAGAAUGGCUUCAUAAUAACUGCCAAUACAGGAAGAGCUAUCGAGAGUUCAAAGAACAAAAUUUAUGCCAACCCAGCAUUUAAGAAAGCAUACACAAAUCUAGUAACAAAGAAGCUAUACAAGGUUGGAGAGAAGGCACGAUUUCCAUUACUGGCUAACACACUGAGGAUUAUAGCAGAGGAAGGACCACAGUCAUUUUAUAAUGGAAGUCUGAGUAAAAACAUACUGGAGGACUUGAAAGAAGCAGAUUCCAUUAUACAAGAGAGAGAUUUACAGAAUUAUACUGUUCUUCUGAAACCAGCUGUAUCAUCUGUUUUGAAUGAUGGUUCUACACUGUAUUCAGCACCAGCUCCAUCUGGUGGUCCUGUCUGGUUGUUUAUCAUGAAUAUUAUGGAUGGAUAUAACAUAACUCCUGAAUCAGUUCUUCCUGAGAAGUCAGAACUACUAACUUAUCACAGACUUGUGGAAGCUUUUAAGUUCGCUUACGCUAAAAGAACCGACCUUGGUGACCCAGCUUUUGUCUCUGAUGUUGCAGAUGUUGUUAAAAAUUUAACAUCACGUUCCUAUGCUGAUGGUAUUAGACAGAAAAUCUGGGACAACCAAACACAUGAUUAUAUGUAUUAUGGACCUACAUUUUAUGAUAAGUUAAAGACCAGCACAGCACAUUUAUCUAUGGUCGGGAAUGAUGGUUUGGCAAUAGCUGUUACCACAACGGUAAAUACAGUAUUUGCAUCAGGUAUUUUAGGAUCAAGGACUGGUAUUGUAUUUAACAAUGAAAUGGAUGACUUCUCCUCACCUAACAUAACUAAUGACUUUGGUAUCAGACCUUCACCUGCUAAUUUCAUCAAACCUGGGAAGCGACCAUUAUCAUCCAUGUCACCAUCAGUUGUUGCUGGUAAAGAUGGUGACAUUAAACUGGUCAUUGGAGCAGCUGGUGGAUCUCAUAUAACUACUUCUGUUUCUUAUAUUACCAUGAGAGUGUUAUGGUUUAAAGAAACAAUAAAACAGGCCAUAGAUGCAGCAAGGUUACAUCAUCAACUAUUGCCUCCAUAUAUUUAUUAUGAAUCUGAAUUUCCAAAGCAUUUUGUAGAAGGUUUAAGGAAUUUAGGACACAAUAUUACAGACAAACCAGCCUUCAGAACCGAUGCUAAUGGUGUCACUACUCAAAAUGGAUUAUUGUAUGCUAACUGUGAUUUCAGGAGAGGCGGGGCUCCAGAUGGAUUUUAAAGACAAUUAUUGGGAGAAAUUAUGAUGUUUAAACAAUUAUACAAAUAAGAAAGGGAGAGAGAGAGAGUGAGAGAAUAAAAUGUUAAAAAGAGAGAGAAAGAAAGAGAAGAUGUUUAACAAAAAGAGAGAGAGAGACUUGAAUGCAUAAUAAAGAAUAUGAAGGAAUAACUGAGAUUAAUGAAUAAUUGAAACCUCCAAUUAUGGGGGGUCUCAGCCUACAAGUUUGGUUACAGAUGUCUGGCUGGGGUUUGAACUUCCCCUAAUUUUAUAUAUUACUAAUUAUUUAUGCAAAAAUACUUUCCCAUUCAAAUGAAUAAUUGAGAUUCCAAAUGAAUAAUUGAAACUUCUAAUGAAUAAUUGAGACUUCAAAUAAAAAAUUGAGACCUGAAUGAAUAAUUGAGACUUCAAUUGAAUAAUUGAAACAUCAAACAAAUAAUUGAAACUUCAAAUGAAUAAUUGAAACUAACAAUGAAUUGUUGAGACUCCCAAUUUAUUAUUGAGACUUACAAUGAAUAAUUUGGACUUACAAUGAAUAAUUGAGACUGAAUAAUUGAAACAUCCAAUGAAAAUUUAAGACUUCAAUGAAUAGUUGAGAUUAAUUUGAAUUAUUGAAUCUUCCAAUGAAUAAUUGAGCUGUCAAAUGAAUAAUUGAACUUUAAAUGAAUAAUUGAGACUUUAAAUGAAUAAUUGAGACUUCAAAUGAAUAAUUGAAACUUCCAAUGAAAAUUUGAGACUUUAAAUGAAUUAUUGAGAAUUAUUUUGAAUAAUUAAAACUUCCAAUAAAUAAUUGAGCUGUCAAAUGAAUAAUUGUGCCUUUCAGGAAAGGAAAACAAUUAAAUUUGAGACUAACCCAACCUUUAACUCUGGGAAUUAUUGCUAGUAUUGUUAAUAAUAAGUGUCCUAUAAAUCUCUGAUAUGAAAUGAGUUCUUUAAACUGUGAUAUGUAACUCAAAGAUUUGAUGAGAAAAAUCAUUAUUUUUUUUUUUUAAAGUUGUAAAGAGGGUUGUGAUUGAAAUGCUCAGACAUUAAUGGAAGCAUUCUACAAAGAAAGUUUUUCAACUUUUUACUGCAGAAAUUGUUGUUGUUCAUUUUUUCUACGCUAUUUUCAGUCCCAUUCAUCAAAAUGUCGGGUACAUUAAAAUUUUGUAUUGUUAUGAACUGUAUAAUAAAAUGUAAAUGGUGAUCUUGUGAAAUGUGUAAAUAUUAUGUAAAUACAUGUAAUGGACUGAAAGUUCUCAUGCAAUAUCUAGACAACUGUAAAAAUAGAAACAAGUUUUUCUAGUUUAUUUAACUUUUAGUUCUAAUAUAAAACACAUGUAAAACAUAUGCCUCUGUGUUGAAGGCCGUACAUUGACCUAUAAUGGUUUACUUUUAUAAAUUGUUAUUUGGAUGGAGAGUUGUCUCAUUGGCACUCACACCACAUCUUCCUAUAUCUAUAUAUGACUAUUUUUUAAAUGAACAUACAUAAAUAUUUGUUCAAUUAAAAUUUAGUUAGGUAACACAUCUAUUUUGUAACAUUCCUUCACUUUAUUCAUUCCUGUUUACAUUAUAUUAAACAAUUGUCUUUCAUAAUGUAUUUUUAUUGUGGUUAGGCUUAAUAUUUUAUUUGAAAUCAUUUUAACAGUUUCACAAAUGUUUUGUCUGUAAUCUUACAAGAUUUUUUAUGAAAAAAUUGCUCAAAUUAUGAUAUUAUCAUGGAAAAUUUAAAUGUAAAAUAAUAUAUCCCAGUGCGAGCUAAAAAAGUGUCCUGUGAAAAAGAGUCCACCUGGACACCAUCACAAAAAAGGUAUAUAGAGAUGUGUCCAGUGCUGUGAAAAAUUGUCCAUUCCAUGAUAAAAUACUAUUAAAUUCUGGUUGGUUUUAAAUAUGAGGACACUUUUUCACAGUAAAAGGUGUCCUUUAAAGGUAGAUAGUAAAAAAGUCACUGAAAUGUUUUGGUUAUAUUUAGUUUUCUAUUACUAAGACAAACCACUUAAAGGGGCACCAGCUAUGAGAUAUAUAAAAAAUCUUAUAUAUAUAUUUUUUUUGCUCAAUCAUUGAUGAAAUGCAAAAUAGUGAAAUAAAAAAUUCGCUUUUAGCAUCCAGUAUGGUUCAAUUUUGUCAAAAUAAGCUAAAAAACAUUGAUUAUGAAUUAUUCACCUGCUAGUGAAUAAUUCGACCUCAUUGAAUCUGUAUUCAUGUGAACUUCAAUUUAACCCCUUAGCUUGAGAUCAAUAACAUGUGAAUUGUAUGUGGAAAGUUAUUUAAAGGAAAAGAAUGUCAACAUUGAAAGUCAAAUAUAUUCGAUCCACAAAAAAACAUUUUUAUACAGGUAAAAACGAUGAUAAACAUUUAUUUUUCAUCGAUGAUAUGAAUUUAAAUAAACCUAGAAUAAUCCAACAGCACAAGUUUGCUCAAUCUAUUUAUAUCUAUAUUUAUGUUUACACGACUUAUAUAGUCAUCGGAUGACUUUAGAGGUCAACUCGAUAAUUAUAUAGAAGGCGUCUAGACUAAAAUACACACAAAACGAAGCUACAUAUUUUCAUGCAUGUGCCCUGUUUAUUAUUUAUUUUAGACUUUUAAUAGUUUGGAUAAAUGUUUUACAUUGUUAUAAAUCAAAUAUGAGAAUUUGAUUAAAAUCUAUGAACAUAAAUUUGACAGCUAGUGCCCCUUUAAGAACCUGUUAUAGUUUGAUCAAAACACAAAAUGGUGCUGGCAAUAUGAUUAAACAUGCACUAGUAUUUUGUUAAGGGGCCAGCUGAAGCCUGCCUCUGGAUGUGGGAUUUUCUUGUGUUGAAGACCCAUUGGUGGCCUUUGGCUGUUUAAUAUCCUUAGGUCAGGUUGUUGUCUCUUUGACAUAUUCACCAUUUCCAUUCUCCUUUUUUUUUAUAUUUUACCCUAGAUCAAUAGUAAAUCAUUCCAACUUUGUUAACAGGAUUCCAUUUUAUCAUUAUAGAAGUUUGUGAUUGCGAUUUAUAACAAUUGUUUGUAUGAUAUUUUAAUGUUAUUUUAAUGUUAUUUUUUAUGGACCAGUGUAUUUUAAGAAGUGCAGAAAAGGAAAAUUUUAUAUCAUUGUUUUUACUUUAUAACUGUUUUUUGCUUAUAUUUGAUUCACAUAGACUUAUCUUUGUAAACAUAAGGGUUUUGGUACUUAUUGAUACAUUGUAUAGGUGGAAAUUGGUCACAUUUAUUUUCUUUCAUCAAUGCACAUGGGUUAUAAUAUAAAAUAUGUUUCUGGCAUAACAUAACAGGUUGACCCUACAUGGUACACUCUUAAACAAGUACCGUAAUCUUUGUAAAACUUUAACCCUAUGAAAACUUCAUACUCAUGUAGCUUUAAAAAACAUUUGUGAGGAAGGUUGUGGGUGUGAUCCCCAGCUUGGUGAACCAAUUACUUGAAUACUAAUAUUUACUGCUUCCCUGCUAAGCAUGCAAUAUUUAGGAGUAAGAGCAGAUACUUGUUGGGUAAUGAUAUUAUUGUGUCUGAUGACAUGUCUUCCAGUUAACUAGCACAUUACAAAUAUUUUAGUUUAUUGGUUGAAAACAAAGCAUGGUUCAUAUUUAAAUCACAUUUACAAUUUUUAAUGUCUGGCUAUGCAUGUAAUAGUUGCAACUGGACAUUAAACACCAAUCUAUCUAUCAAACAUUCAGAAAUAAACAGACAAAUAGUUGAUCUCAGUUUAACAUUGUUUUCACUCAAAAUAAAUAAUGAAAAUAAGAUGGUUUCAUUUUGUAUACUAAAGAGUUGUCAUUUAAAUUUCAGCUUUUGCAUUACACGAUGAAAAUAACAUAUAGAAGAGAUGUAUGAUCUAUAUAACUUUGUGUCAGCAAGUUAUAAUAUUAAAACAGUUAUUGAUAUAAUUAAAGUUUAAUUCUUAACCUUUCUAGAUGAAAGUUUGACAGAUGUAUGUGUAAUGCUGUUAAUAUUUACAGCUAAUUCCAUUUUGUGUAUUUUAUAUUUGUUGUUAUUUUAAACUGCAAUAUUUAUCAUGGAUGUAGAUUAUUUACAUUAUUUAUAUUCUUUUUUGUGCUACAGCUAAUUUCCCAAUGCAAAUAGGGUAAGACUUUCGUUAGCUUGCUUGCUUUGUUUGUAUAUUGACGAUUGUAAUUGGGAUAACUUUCAAUCAAAUCUAAAUAUAAUAUAUACUUGUUUAAUAAUGCCUGUCUAUAUUGUUUGCAGAUGUCAAUAUUGAUUACAAUGCUUAAGCUUACCUUUAUACAAACAAAAUAUGCAAGCCAGCCAAAGUUUUACUCUACAAGCAUUAGGAAAUUAGCUGUAAAUCAUGACAUAUAUUUGUUUUGAUAUUGUUUGAUUUUGUUUAUAAAGAUGCUUUAAUUUUACAGAAAAAAGGUAAAAAAAUAAAUAUAUAUAAAACUUU
Mytilus trossulus (common blue mussel) is the source of this 6352-nucleotide messenger RNA. Its product is annotated as glutathione hydrolase 1 proenzyme-like. Gene Ontology annotation, biological process: glutathione catabolic process. Gene Ontology annotation, cellular component: plasma membrane. NCBI's taxonomy places the organism in Eukaryota, Metazoa, Mollusca, Bivalvia, Mytilida, Mytilidae. Gene Ontology annotation, molecular function: glutathione gamma-glutamate hydrolase. The record is from RefSeq and is a predicted model, not a curated record. The transcript is spliced from 12 exons. Bases 117 to 1994 code for a protein of 625 amino acids.